Nematolebias whitei (Rio pearlfish) is the source of this 2051-nucleotide messenger RNA. It is a transcript of the gene pof1b, whose product is annotated as POF1B actin binding protein. Gene Ontology annotation, biological process: epithelial cell morphogenesis; actin filament organization; bicellular tight junction assembly. Lineage: Eukaryota; Metazoa; Chordata; Actinopteri; Cyprinodontiformes; Rivulidae. Gene Ontology annotation, molecular function: actin filament binding. The coding region runs from base 168 to 1850 and encodes 560 amino acids. The record is from RefSeq and is a predicted model, not a curated record. The transcript is spliced from 13 exons. Gene Ontology annotation, cellular component: adherens junction; actin filament; bicellular tight junction.
GAUCAGGGCUGGGUGUUCCUUCCCACACAAGAACUUCUCGGUCCGGACUUCAGCCCGCAGACUGAGGAAGCAGAGGAUCAGGUCUCCGCCGAACCCCCCUCCGAGGACUCCAGUCCGCUCUUCUGCUCCUGGUCCUGCUGUCGGUCCGAGCCGACCCGCGAGCCACCAUGUCCGUCCAGACCAGCAAAACCACCGUGCACACCUACAAGACCAUGAACGUGACUCCGGAACCGCUGAAAACCACCGUGAUCUCCGCGCGCUCAGAGUCUCCGGUGUCGCGCGUGACCCCGGUGUCCCCGCUGCCUUACGCCGCCGUGAACGGCUCCUACGAGUCCGUCCGGUACCUGGUCCCGGUGCAGCAGGCCAUGCCGCAGCAGUCCUUCGUGUUCAUGGGUCAGCCCAUGAUGGGUCAGACCAUGAUGGGUCAGACCAUGGUGGGUCAGACCAUGGUGGGUCAGACCGUGAUCCAGCAGCCCAUGAUCCAGCAGCCCAUGAUGCAGCCGGUCUACGUGCAGACUCUGCCGCGCGUGAGCGUCAGCAGCCAGGAGUCGGAGCACCUGUACCAGCAGCGGAGCGCACUGGAGAGCGUCAGCCAGAAGUCGUCUUGUUCGGUCUUCAGCCCGGGCCCCAGUCCCACCAAGAGUCCAGAGAUGAGCGAAGAAUUCGAGGUAGAAGAAGAGGAAGAAGAGGAGGAGGAUGACGGUGGAUCAGUGGAAGUGGAGGAGGUCGAGAUUGUGAACGUCAUCCAACAGAAGCCUCUGCAGAUGAUGCAGAGCAAGUUCUCCACCAUGGAGCUGAAGGAGGCGCCCGAGCCCACGAAGCUCGACACGAGAUACUUUGGCGAGCUGCUGGCCGACGUCUACAGGAAGAACUGCGACAUCCACUCCUACAUCUCCGACCACGUGUCCAAGAUCCGCGGACAGAAACACCAGCUGGAUUUCUCCAACGACUACAAGGUGGAGAAAGAGGAGGUGGAGGCUCUGAUUCCCAAAGGAGCCACUGAACUGACCAAACAACAAAUGCGCUACCUGCUGCAGACUCGCCUCACUGCAGAUAAAAGCAUGCGCCUGCUGCUCUCCACCUUCAGCAGCCUGAGAGAGGAGCUCAUGCAGAUGUCUGAAGACCUGCGGCGUCUGGAGAGCGAGAAGGAGUCUUUGGAGAGAGAUCUGAGUUUCAAAGCGGACCAGGCCCGGCAGUACGACUCCCUCCUGGAGGCCGUCAGGGAGAACAACCGGCAGCUGCAGCUGUCUCUGAAGGAAGCCGGCUCCGCUCAGCGCGCUCUGGAGAACCAGCUGACGAGCAGCCGAAACGACGACUCGGGCCGCGAGUUCAAGGUCAAAGAGCUGGAGGGUCGAAUGAGAGCUCUGGAGAAGGAGAACGAGAUGCUCCGACAGAAGCUGUCCGGACAGGCCAGCAGCGCCACGCUGCAGAUAAAGACGGAGGAGCUGUCCCGCCAGUACAACGACCAGCUCAGCUCCAUGAGGCAGGAGAAGGACCAGGAGAUCCAGAGACUCAGGUCCCAGAUAACAAAGAUCCAGACGGAGGUCACCACCAGCACCACCACGUCUUCCUCCGCAGAUAAGAGCCUCCAGCUGAGGAUCUCGGAGCUGCUCACCAUGUUGGAACAGCGGCAGACCACCAUCAAGAGACAGGAGGAGGAGAUCAGGAAGCUGAUGCUGGAGAGGAGCGACAGCUCCAAGAACGUCACCAAGACCAUCAUCACCAAGAGGUACAGGAACCAGUACCCGAUCCUUGGACUCCUCAGCGACGACUACCAGAUUACCUCACCGGUCAAAGAGGCCAAAACCAUCGUCAUCGAGAAAACUGGAGAGAUGAUCAAACAGGAAUGAUCGACCGUCGAGAAGACACUGACGUCCCCCCAUCCCCCGCAUGCUCCUCCCCGUCCCCUCAGGCCUCCCAGUGUUGGUGGUGGUUUAGUCCCAGUUUCUCCUCCAAAUUUGAUGUCUUUUUGUCUUGUACCCGUUUUGUUUGGGGCAGUUGGUUCUCUUUGAUUUUAUUUUUAACAGACAAAUAAAUCCUGAAAUCUAAAA